Balaenoptera musculus (blue whale) is the source of this 237-nucleotide messenger RNA. Its product is annotated as cytochrome c oxidase subunit 7C, mitochondrial-like. The transcript has a single exon. Lineage: Eukaryota; Metazoa; Chordata; Mammalia; Artiodactyla; Balaenopteridae. Gene Ontology annotation, biological process: mitochondrial electron transport, cytochrome c to oxygen. The record is from RefSeq and is a predicted model, not a curated record. The coding region runs from base 73 to 237 and encodes 54 amino acids.
AGUGCUUGGUGUGCUGCCGCCAUUUCUUCCGCCUUCAGUUUCUGCGCCUUUCGCAGGGCUUCUGACAGCGCUAUGUUGGGACAAAGCACCCAGAGGUUCACAACCUCUGUGAUCCAUAGGAGCCACUAUGAGGAGGGUCCAGGGAAGAAUUUACCAUUUUCAGUGGAAAACAAAUGGCGGUCACUAGCUACGAUGACUUUGUACUUUGGUUCUGACUUUUGCUGCACCUUUCUAUAA